AAAACAUCUCUUACAUUCAAACUAAGCUAAUUUCUUAUUAUUCCAUCGGGGCCAUGGGGUUUGUUAUUGUCGACAAACGUAAAGGAAUCGUGACUUGUGAGACACCUGUUUUUCAGCCUGGAGGCCCUGAAUCACAUGUUCCUCCGACAAGCACUGAAAAGCAGUUGAGGGCAAUUUUCAUGGAGUGCGAUAUCAAUAAGGACGGUGUUCUCAGCAAGAAAGAGCUAAAGCGAGCCUUCCGUCGUCUAGGUGCACUUAUCCCUGCCUUUAGAGCCGCCCGUGGGCUCCACCAUGCCGAUGCCAACCACGAUGGGGUUGUAGACAUGGAUGAGUUGGAUGAUCUCAUCAAAUAUGCUUAUCGUCUUGGGUACAAGGUUACUUAGAGCUUUAAAAUGUAAUUAAGCAAGGUUGUGCCCCUGUGCAUGCAAUUCCAUAUGUGUGUGUGGUUUGCCGGGGCAUCAAUUGGGGAAAUAAAAACUUAUUCUCUGUGUCUUUUUUAGAAGAGAUGGUUCUCCCUC
Molecule: messenger RNA, 518 nt
Organism: Populus euphratica (Euphrates poplar)
Lineage: Eukaryota; Viridiplantae; Streptophyta; Magnoliopsida; Malpighiales; Salicaceae
Product: calmodulin-like protein 5
Exons: 2
Coding region: 54-383 (109 amino acids)
Molecular function (GO): calcium ion binding
Source: RefSeq, a predicted model, not a curated record